This is a messenger RNA of Rhineura floridana, 845 nucleotides long. Its product is annotated as C-type lectin domain family 4 member F-like. NCBI's taxonomy places the organism in Eukaryota, Metazoa, Chordata, Lepidosauria, Squamata, Rhineuridae. Bases 1 to 810 code for a protein of 269 amino acids. The record is from RefSeq and is a predicted model, not a curated record. The transcript is spliced from 6 exons.
AUGGCCCCCAAGGAAAAAGCUGCAGCUGACACAAAGAAGGCAGAACCUCCGCCGCCCCCUGAGCCACCCCCAGUGGCUGGGCUCGCAGGUCGUUUGAAAAAAGUUCCUCCAAAGGUCAAAUGGAUGCUUUUUGCAAACUUUGGACUGCUGUGCUUUGCCAGCUUCAUCUACAUGUUCCAUUUAUAUAUCUCGCUGAUAUCAGAAGGUAAGAACCCGCUUGAACAGACAUUGAGAAAACUAAAGACCACUAUGUCAGAGGCACUGAGGAAUCCCAAGAUCAAUUACUAUAAUCCCGUAAAGGUAGCAGAAGAAGUAACGAAGUUGCCGACCUACAUAGAAACUACGGAAAAUUCCUUCAAUGACCGGAAAUCAAAGUACCAAAACCUUUUCAAGAAAGGUGCACCAAAGUCUGCUGGCGGCUGGGAUGUUUUUGGGAAGAGUCUCUAUUACAUUUCAGAUAAUGAAAAGAGCUGGUACGAUGCCGAGAGCUUCUGCAUGUCUAGAGAUUCCCACUUGGCCUCCAUCCUAAGUGACGAAGAACAGAACUACAUCACUUCUCAGCUCAACCAUCCUGCUUGGAUUGGCCUUACAGAUGAAAAUGAGGAAGGCAACUGGGAAUGGACUGAUGGCUCCAGAUUUAUAACACAGUAUUGGUCUCAUGGCAAUCCCAGACUCUCAGACUAUGCAGAAAUAGAGGAAGACUGCACCUCCAUCGUGCCUUCUUCUAGUGGAUACAACUGGGAUGAUGCCAACUGCCAUGAACUUCACAGAUGGGUUUGUAAAGAGAUCCUAGAUGUCAAAGAACCAUAAAAUUGGCAAAAACUAUUAACUAUAAAGUGUGAAGA